AUAAAAUCACUUAGGAUCGAAGAUAUGCGCGCGUGAGGUUUUUUACACAUCCUGUCUGCACACAACAAACAUCACCGACACACUGCCGGCUGUGUCCGCGCGGAGGCCCAAAUGUCUCCUGCGGUCCACAAAGCUCUCCAGCAGCAGGUAUGAUGGUCCCUGUGUGCGGUGAGCCUUCAAUGGGCUGAGCAGACCACAGACGCCACUAUAACUCCGCUAUAAUAUAGACAUAUAUAUCCAGGAAUUAGCCGCGUCCCACCCGCUGCACAUCCAACCGGAACACCUGGAAACAUGGGAGUGUGUGCCCGCGAAGACAGCUGUGGAUUUUAAAGGCCGGGACGAGGAGACAGACAGACAGACAGACAGACAGACGGACAGACAGACAGACAGACAGACGGACGGACAGACAGACAGACAGACAGACAGACAGACAGACAGACCGCAGCUGCGUUCAAAAUGCUCUGAGACAGCCCGACAGUGACCGAGAGGAGAAGUGUGUGAAACACAACAAAGACGAAACAUGAAGGAGAAAUCGAAGAACGCGGCCCGGACUCGGCGGGAAAAGGAGAACAGUGAAUUUUAUGAACUGGCCAAACUGCUGCCGCUGCCCUCCGCCAUCACCUCCCAGCUGGACAAGGCGUCCAUCAUCCGCCUGACCACCAGCUACCUGAAGAUGAGGAUAGUGUUCCCCGAAGGCCUUGGGGAGUCCUGGGGUCAUGUGAGCCGCAGCACUCUGGAUGGCGUCAGCCAGGAGCUGGGCUCUCACCUCCUACAGACGUUAGAUGGCUUCAUUUUUGUGGUCGCUCCAGAUGGAAAAAUAAUGUACAUAUCAGAAACAGCAUCCGUCCACUUGGGCCUGUCGCAGGUAGAAUUGACGGGAAACAGCAUUUAUGAAUACAUCCAUCCAGCAGACCACGAUGAAAUGACAGCUGUCCUCACAGCACACCAGCCUUACCACUCACACUUUGUUCAUGAAUACGAGAUGGAACGCUCCUUCUUUCUGAGAAUGAAAUGUGUCCUCGCUAAAAGAAAUGCUGGUCUCACCUGCGGAGGCUACAAGGUGAUCCACUGCAGUGGCUACCUGAAGAUCCGUCAGUACAGUCUGGACAUGUCUCCAUUCGAUGGUUGCUAUCAGAAUGUUGGGCUGGUGGCCGUCGGCCACUCGUUGCCGCCAAGCGCCGUCACAGAGAUCAAACUGCACAGCAACAUGUUCAUGUUUAGAGCCAGCCUGGACAUGAAGCUCAUCUUCCUCGACUCACGGGUUGCAGAGCUGACAGGAUAUGAGCCUCAGGAUCUAAUAGAGAAGACUCUGUAUCAUCAUGUCCACAGCUGUGACUCCUUCCACCUGCGCUGUGCUCAUCACUUGUGUGAGUUAGUGCUCGUCAAAGGUCAGGUCACAACUAAGUACUACCGUUUCCUGGCCAAACAUGGCGGCUGGGUCUGGGUUCAGAGUUAUGCAACUAUUGUGCACAACAGCCGCUCGUCACGCCCUCACUGCAUUGUCAGUGUCAACUAUGUUCUCACGGAGACGGAGUACAAAGGCCUCCAGCUUUCUCUGGACCAGGCCACAUCCAAGACCUCUUUCCCCUACAGCAGCAGCACCGCCAGCAGCCUCACAGACAACUGCAGGACUCCCAAGAGCAGAGUAACCCGGCCCAAGACCAAAGCACGACUCUCUCCGUACACUCAGUAUUCUAGUUUCCAGACGGAGCGGUCAGAGUCUGACCAGGACAGCCCGUGGGGCAGCAGCCCGCUCACCGACUCAGCCUCCCCUCAGUUGCUGGAGCACGGCGAUGGCCUCGACGCCUCCUGCUUGUACAGGCAGUUCAGCAAUCCCCGGGCGCUCUGCCACAGCCUGUCAGAAGAGCAGCAUCACGCCGCCGGCAAUGGCUACACACACCUCCACAAUCAUGGUCAAGGUCAAAGCUGCGAGCGUGGCCGAUGCGAGGCCGGCCGGUAUUUUCUAGGAGCACCGUCGUCUGGCAGGGACACGUGGUGGGGCACCCCCCGGUCCAUCCUACCACUGGGCAAGAACUCCUUGGAGAACCACGAGGGAUACGACAGCAGCAUGCCACACAUCACAGCUGUCCACAGCUACCACGGCCGGGGACACUGGGACGAGGACAGCGUGGUCAGCUCUCCAGAUGGAGGCUCGGCCAGUGACUCAGGGGAUCGUUUCCAUGCCGACCACUACCGCUGCAGCCCGCAGGAACCCAGCAAGAUCGAGACACUGAUCCGAGCCACGCAGCAGAUGAUCAAGGAGGAAGAAUGUCGACUUCAGCUACGGAAAGGCCCUCAGGACGUCCUGGUGGGGCCAGCCAAUGGACUGCCCAAGGGCCCUGGUCCAUGCUUUUCCCCUGAGUACAGUCAAGGCCCCCUGCCGCUACAGACCGUAGUGUGUCGAGGUUUGAGUCAGGUGAUCAGCCCUGCGCCCAGCCCUGCCCCGCUCUCCAGGCUCAGCAGUCCAGGGUCUGAGCGCCUCCACAAGCCCAAAGACUACCUCCAGGCAGACCUGUCGCCCCUUUCUUUGCCAUUACACCACCCAUUUGGUCGGCCAGGGCCAUGCUCAGCCUCCCCCACCCCUGCCCCAGCCCUCUACCCCUCUCAUACCCACCCGCGGCCCUACUUGGACAAGCAUGCAGCCUACUCCCUGACAGGCUACACUCUGGAGCACCUUUAUGACCCAGAGAGCCUCCGGGGUUACUGCACCUCUGCCAGCACGGGCCCCACCCACUAUGAUAUGACCCCUCACCUCCGCAUACCGGCAGAGCAGACCCCCGGACACAAAGGCACCUCUGUCAUUAUCACCAAUGGCAGCUAACACUCAUCUAACACACACCAUGGGACUGCAGGCACACAGCCCGAGCUGGUUAGACUAGUUUCCAUCAUACCGAUCACUUCUGACCUAAAUCACACCCACUGCUUCAUCAUGGAGCUUCAUUUCAACAGUCAGACCCAAAACAUAACAAGAAUUAGACCAGUUCCAAAGAGGCUCUACCCAAACAGAUCCAAACAGGAAGAACACCAUCACUAAAAGCACCCAGAUGAAACACAGGGCUAGCUUUAGCUGAUCUGUGUUCACUUACAUUAUCUUGAAUAUCAUUUGGACCCCAACCUCAAGUCCAGCAGCAAAACAGUGAUGAACGUGUUAACUGCUGCUCCACUUAAACGUCAACAAGUCCUCCAAAUGAAACAACUCAAUAUUUCUGUAUAUUAUUUCUCUCUAGAACGAGGACCAAUACUCUGACAGAUCACAUGACACGUCAGGUUUCAGGGAACAUGACUAUUCCAUUAGGUUGUCGCCAUGGUAACAAUACAAUCAUAACCACGAUUAAGGUUAGGAAGGAUCGUGGUCGUUCUUUAAAGAAAGAUGUUGGCAGUUUAUGUUUUGACUUCCUCACUAUGAAUCGUCACAAGGGGCUGCAGCCAUGAUUAACCAACUAGACCGACCUACACCUGUCACUUACAGUCAGCACAGCAGAUCUGAGUUCAGAUGUGUAAAGCUGGUGAUUUUUAAUUCCACAUUGUUGUUAGAUAAAUGAAUGCACUAUAAUCAUGAACCCUCCGGCUGUAAUCACACAUCAUUCUAUCAUGGUUGCAUCCUUAGUUACAGACUUCCUCCACGGUUUUCCUCCACUCGAGGCCUACGUCACUUGAGCAUAAAUAUUCUGUAUUUGCUGAAACACGUGAUACUGUCGAUAGUGCUGUCAGACAAACAGGAAAUACAUCACAGUACAGUCCAUUAUCUGAGUUCACAGACUGAAGUGUAAGUCACUCUAAGUUCAAAUGAAACAAUAUUUUAGUCAGAAUUGAUCGGUAUGAUGAGAAAAAGGAAUCAGUGGUGACCAGUGAUGGUUAGAAAGUGUCUGGAGUCGUGUUCUAACGUAACAUUGGUCCCCACGUGUCUAAACUUUUGCACUAUAAGAGAUGGAGUUGUGGUGGAGAGCUCUCCAUGUUUUUUGAUGUGUUUGGAUGAGGAGGAAUGACAGGGUUGGGUGUGGUGCACUUUGCAGUGAUGCAGACUAAUUCAAGUUCACAAACUAAUAUGCAAAGCCAUUCUCACAGUGACAUUUCUGUUCUCAGUUUAGGUUUCUAGCAGGAGAGUGAAGACAGAGAAGACACAGGCAGACAGUGUUGACCCUCAUGUUGACUGUGCAGUAAGAAGCAUGGAUACAGUCAGACAGGUUUUAAUAGUUAACACAGGAUAAUCAGGAUUUGAUUGGCAGGACAAUAAAUGACCUGAUACAUAUUCUACAGCACUCCAAGUAUCACAUGAGGAAAGGACAGGAGACAGUAAACUUCAUGUUUCCAUCCUAACAUCUAUGGUAAUGGUUUCUGAGUGAGUGUAGGCAGACUGACACGUGUGAUCAUAUGCAAUUUGACCUGUUGGAAUGCCAGGUAAGGCAGCUUAAUUGCAUUCAUUAAGACAGAUCCCUCAAGCAACUGUUAAUUAUUGUUCUGUGGGCAUGUUUGUACAGCAGGAUUCAUGUUUUCUCUCAUUUUCUUCUUUUUGUCCUCUUCUUUAGAUGAACCUAUAUUUAUACAAGUUUGGAUUGUUUUCUCAUUUUGUCAAAGCCUGACAUGUGCUCCAUCACUAAAGUUAUUUAUGGUGUACUGUAAAUAUGCCCAUAAAAGAAAAUCCCACCACAUUUUAGCACAUGGGCGAGAACUGUAUUUAUUAACUGAAUGUUUCUUUAUGAUUUUGAAAUAUAGCUGCAAUCAAAUCCAGUCUGCUUGUAUAUUGAGUGUGUUUUUGACUGAAGCAAAUUCUAAAAGAAGACUA
Larimichthys crocea (large yellow croaker) is the source of this 4783-nucleotide messenger RNA. It is a transcript of the gene sim1a, whose product is annotated as SIM bHLH transcription factor 1a. Gene Ontology annotation, molecular function: DNA-binding transcription factor activity, RNA polymerase II-specific; protein dimerization activity; RNA polymerase II transcription regulatory region sequence-specific DNA binding. NCBI's taxonomy places the organism in Eukaryota, Metazoa, Chordata, Actinopteri, Sciaenidae. The coding region runs from base 521 to 2821 and encodes 766 amino acids. The record is from RefSeq and is a predicted model, not a curated record. Gene Ontology annotation, biological process: regulation of transcription by RNA polymerase II. The transcript is spliced from 12 exons.